UCCGCUCCUGUUCUCUCCGCUCCCCCUGGCUCCUCUCUACCCGGCUCUGCUCCCCCAGGCUCCGCUCCCGUUCUCUCUGCUCCCCCUGGCUCCGCUGCCUUCAGCUCCGCUGCCCCCGGCUCCGCUCCGCGCCCCGGGCUCUGCCCUCUCCGGGUGGCCGCGGGGCCGCCGCUCGCCGCGCCUGGAUGCGCCCCCCGCCACCGCGCCCGCGGCUCCCAUGGCGGUGGCACGGAAAAUCAAAACUUUGUUGACGGUGAACAUCUUGGUCUUCGUGGGCAUCAUCCUGUUCUCCGUGUACUGCAGGAUCCAGGACCGCUCGCAGGAGCUGGUGCAGAUCGUCCGGAGCGCGGAGCGCCGGGCCAGGAGCCGCGGCGCCAAGGUGGGCAGCCUGGCCGACAGGGAGUCCAUCCUGCAGCGCCUGGACCACCUGGAGGAAGUGGUCUACAACCAGCUCAAUGGUCUGGCAAAGCCCAUGGGAUUAGUGGAAGGUCCAGGAGGCUUGGGCCAGGGGGGAAUGGCUGCCACCCUGAGAGAUGACAGCCAUGAAUCAGAGACUAAGUAUGAAGAGUAUGGUUACAAUGCCCAGCUCAGUGACAGGAUAUCACUGGACAGGUCCAUCCCUGACUACAGACCUAAAAAGUGCAAGCAGAUGAGCUACCCGGAGGACCUGCCCCAGAUCUCAGUGGUGUUCAUCUUUGUGAACGAGGCUCUCUCGGUCAUCCUGCGCUCCGUGCACAGCGUGGUGAACCACACCCCGUCCCACCUGCUCAAGGAGAUCAUCCUGGUGGAUGACAACAGUGACAAUGUUGAGCUGAAGUUUAACCUGGACCAGUACGUGCACAAGAGGUACCCGGGGCUGGUGAAGAUCGUGCGCAACAACAAACGCGAGGGGCUGAUCCGAGCCAGGAUCCAGGGCUGGAAAGCUGCAACAUCCCCCGUGGUGGGGUUCUUCGAUGCCCACGUGGAGUUCAACACUGGCUGGGCGGAGCCGGCGCUGACGCGCAUCAAGGAGGAUCGCAAGCGCAUCAUCCUGCCCGCCAUCGACAACAUCAAGUACAACACCUUCGAGGUGCAGCAGUACGCCAACGCCGCCCACGGCUACAACUGGGGGCUCUGGUGCAUGUACAUCAUCCCACCACAGGACUGGCUUGAUAAAGGGGAUGAGUCAGCUCCCAUCAGGACACCAGCCAUGAUUGGAUGCUCCUUUGUGGUGGACAGAGAGUAUUUUGGUGAGAUUGGCCUGCUGGACCCUGGCAUGGAGGUCUAUGGAGGAGAAAACAUCGAGUUGGGCAUGAGGGUGUGGCAGUGCGGGGGCAGCAUGGAGGUGCUGCCCUGCUCCCGCGUGGCGCACAUCGAGCGCACCAAGAAGCCCUACAACAACGACAUCGACUACUAUGCAAAGCGCAACGCCCUGCGUGCCGCCGAGGUCUGGAUGGACGACUUCAAAUCCCACGUCUACAUGGCCUGGAACAUCCCCAUGGCAAACCCCGGAGUUGACUUUGGAGACGUUUCUGAACGAAUUGCUCUGCGACAGCGACUGCAGUGCCGGAGCUUUAAGUGGUACUUGGAGAACGUGUACCCUGAGAUGAGGGUUUACAAUAACACAGUCACUUAUGGAGAGGUGCGGAACAGCAAAGCCAGCGGCUACUGCCUGGACCAGGGGGCUGAAGAGGAUGACAAAGCCAUCCUUUACCCCUGCCAUGGAAUGUCCUCCCAGCUCGUCCGCUACAGCUCGGAAGGCGUCCUGCAGCUGGGACCCCUGGGCUCCACCGCCUUCCUGCCUGACUCCAAAUGCCUGGUGGACGAUGGCAAGGGCAGGACACCCACCCUCAAGAAGUGUGAAGAUGUCCUGAGGCCAGCACAGAGGUUCUGGGAUUUCACACAGAAUGGUCCAAUCAUCAGCAGAGACACAGGCCGUUGUCUAGAAGUGGAAAUGUCAAAGGAUGCAAAUUUUGGGCUCAGAUUGGUCGUACAAAGGUGCUCGGGUCAGAAAUGGAUGAUUAGAAACUGGAUCAAGCAUGGGAGGCACUGACUGUGGGGCUGAGCUGCCUCUCCUGCUGCUGUCCAUUGCUCAGUGUGCCAUAUCUCCUGAGGCAUUUGUCUUAAAGCAAAUUAGUUUGAACAGGUCUUGGCUCUCAAGAGUCCUCCAUCGUUGGGCAUUCCAAGGAAAGAAAGAAGAAAAAGGAAAGCAGACACACACAUGCCCUGUUUGACUUUUCCUUGCUUCAGCAGAUGAUGUGGGAAGAUUAACAAGAGUUUUAUGUUGAUUUGGAAAUCUUGUGAAGACCAGAACACAACAGGAAAGUGGAUUCCUCAAGCUCUCCCAGAGGAAUUGACAGAUCUUUCUAUGCUGAGUUCAAAGGAGACAUCCCAAUACUGCCUCAAAAAGAGAGUUCUCUGAUGGGUAGCUUUUUAGCUUUAAGUUUUGGACUGGUGCACAACUCCUACGGUGAAUAAUUAUGUGCCUUUUUUAUUGUACUUGGUAUAAAAGAGGACUGGAAAAAUCCUACCUUUUCAGCAUGUCUGGUUCAUUGUACUAAACAAGAAGAUCUGUAAAUAACAUUGGAAAUAUGUUAUAAUAUAUGAUACAUUUCAAGGUUGAUUGUUUAGGAGUCUCUGUUUCUAGAAAGAGACUGUUCUGCAAAUGUUUACAGGUGGUUCUCAAUCUUUGAGCUGCUGGACAGCAGCAUUUUAGAGACCUCUUCUAGUUAGACACAGAUAAAUGUUGAAUAGGUAAAAUAGCCACAUGCUCCGUUAUAUUGCCACAUUUUACAUUUGUUGGCUGUAGAGACAUCACAGUUUAGCACUUGGAUAUUUGGCUCUUCUGAGGCAGUAAAUGUCCUGGUGGAUGGAUGGAUUUCAGGAGGCCUCAGCUGGCCCCAAAGCCCUGAGUGUGUGUCCUGUCCUGCAGGUCACUGUUGUGUUGUUCCAGAGACUGCCUGGAACAAGAAUACUCCAAAUCCUCCUUAUUCUGGAAAUAAGUUGACUGGCUUAGGUGCCAUCUGUGGAGCUUAAAAACUUGGAUCUUCCAUUUUGUUUCCCAUCCUGUGAAAAUGUCAAAUGUGAGCAAAUAUUCUGUGUGAGCACUGUCUAGACAAAUUUCCUGAAUAAACCAACAAAGUCUUUUCAGCAUUUGAAAAACAAACACAAGCCUAGUGAUAAGAAGGCAAAUUAGAGCAAGAGGUAGGGAGCAUAUAUAAAUACUGUUACUCUGAAAUAUAAAUAUUUUACUCUAGCUGACCCAUUGGCAGCAUCUUUGUAAACCUGAAUUUGAUAAUGUAUCCAGUGGUUCAUGCAGGGUCAGUGCAUAUGGACAGAGCAGUGACAAGGUCUUUUCCAAAAAGCUGUCAAAAUUGAUGAGCACUGUCAUCAGCAGGUUUUGGAUGGGGGUCCAUGGCACACAGCUUUUCUGUACAGAUGAUUUCAGUCAUACUGAAGGAGAGACAGAGAUGGUAUCUGUUAAUUUCACAGUUUAAUAUUUUAUAGUUUAAAAAAAUUGUUUUGUUUUACUGAGCCAGAGAAAUAGAUAAUUGCAGUCACUGUGGUACUGUGAAUCUUGGUGAUCUGUUCCUUGAAUAACUUUUGCCAUUCCUAUUUCAAGGCAUGCUGAACAAAAUUUAAUGGAAGCAAAGUUAAUUUUUCAAGGGCAUGAUAUGUAAUAAAAUUUUUACUUUUAACAUGCAAAAUCCAUCAGAUCUUGUCAAGUCUUGGUUAGUAUCUACAAAGCAUAUCACUAUGUUUUGCCCCAGUUUUAUUCUUGAAAUAGAGUGUGCAAGAUGCAAUACCAAGCCAAUUCUCCUGGAGUUUACUUGUGGCUAAUUGCUGAUCUUUAUUCAUGUCUCAUGGACCAGGUUACACAUGAGCAUAUACAGAAGAGUAAUUCUGGGUGAGAUUCUAGGUACAAAAAUACUUAAAAUUCUGUGUUUGUGGUAAGUUGAACACAACCUUUUGAAAAGUGUAAUAAGACCUGCAGGGAGAGUAGCAUCUUUAAUAAAUCAAGCAAUACUGUAUAAAAUCACGGACAAUCUCAGUAUUCAAGCCUUCCUGCAGGUCCAAAACAGGUAGGAAACUUCAGGCUAAAUAGAGAUUGGGAACAGCUGCCCUGCAUUUAACCUCCUUAUGUUAAGCUAUCAGACAAUUUAAAAUUAUAUUCACCAUCUAUGCAGCAGAUGUUGAAGGCUUUGUACAGGAGUGAGUUUGUAAGUGAGUUUUCAUCUUCUCUCCAAAUACAAUUUCCACCUUUUAAAGCGUAUGAAAGCUUUAUUCUCCUUUUGUUUCCUCUGAUGGAGUUUUACUCCUUGAGGGAGGUGAGAAAGCAAAAGAAGGAAAAGAUGGUUUCACCAGGUGAGAUUUUGGGGGAGUAACAGGACAUUCACACCCAUUUUUGGUCUUUCCAGUGAGUAAGUGCUAACUAUUUAAUAUGAACAUGGCAGGCAGUGGAAAUUAAUUAUAUAUCAGUGUGACCUAUUAGAGUAUGAAGUUGCAGUACUGAACAGAAGCAAAUAUGUCAUGUGCUUUCUUUUUCCCUUUUAUUUUUCCUUGUCUUGAAUUAGCAAUCUACAUUUGAUCCUUGGUUAGCCCCUUAGUGGGGCAGCAAGCCUUUCAAACCCUGGGUAAAUGAAAAAGGAAAGCUGAAUAUUUAGAGGAAUUUAAAGUUUAAAUCUAUGCUACUGAAACAAAUCUGGCAUAGGCAGUUUAGGAGCUUUGAAGCUGAGAGGACCAGAUAGAUCUGUGUUUACUGGCAGAGAUUUCAAACCUUCAUCUGACACCACCAUGAUCAAAGAGAAUUGGGUUUCUUGGAAUUUUGCCCCUCAGGGCAUUUGACUGUGGCCACACUGUCUGAGAGUGGUCAGUCCUGGCAGGUUUGAGUGCCAAGGCCACCAGCUGCAGGAGGCUUGCAAAGAACCAGACUUAGGGUACAAGAAGGAAAACAGGUUUUUGUGGUAGAUAAAUGGCUUUGAGAUUUACAUAGUAACAUAAAAGAAAUCAAAUAACUCUUAAAAGGUGGAGUUGGUAUUUUAUGUGAUUGUCAUUUUUUUAAGACUUGCUGGAACAAUUUCUUAUAUUUGCAAAACACAUCUGUUGGAUUAAUUUUACUUUAUUCUUUAUCUGUAUGAACCACUGCUUUGGCUGUGGUACUAACAUGGUGACUCUGCAUGUGAGAGGGUCUUAAAUAUUCUCUCGUCAAAGGAAUAAUAAUAAAAAAAGCCUUGAGUAUUAUCUGUUUUAACCAAA
Melozone crissalis (California towhee) is the source of this 5235-nucleotide messenger RNA. RefSeq names its product polypeptide N-acetylgalactosaminyltransferase 9 (gene GALNT9). Gene Ontology annotation, molecular function: protein binding. The record is from RefSeq and is a predicted model, not a curated record. Lineage: Eukaryota; Metazoa; Chordata; Aves; Passeriformes; Passerellidae. The transcript is spliced from 11 exons. Bases 218 to 2032 code for a protein of 604 amino acids. Gene Ontology annotation, cellular component: Golgi apparatus.